AUGGCAGGUGCAGUAGUUGACAUGGUGUUAGGAAAGUUGAGUGAGUAUGCCUUGAGAGAAGUCACACUCCUCUUGAAUGUGGACGACGAGAUAGAGGUUUCUAAGAGAAAACUAAGAUUGUUAUUAUCUUUUCUCAAGGAUGUGGAUCAAACACCUAGAGAUCAGCAUAGUGAAUUGGUACAAGAGUGGGUAAACCAAAUUCGAGGUCUAGCUUAUGACAUAGAGGAUGUUGUUGACAAGUAUACAUUGCGGGUCGGUCGAUCGAGGCAAAAACGUACCCUCAAAUGUAUUGCUAACCUCCUAACCCGAAUUCUUGCUCGCCAUCAGCUUACAAAGAGCUUGCAGCGCAUCAAUAGGAAUCUUCAAGAGACAUCCAAGCACGCAUCCGAGCUUGGCAUCCAAGGCAUUCCAUCUGCAUCCUUGGCUCCCAUCAAAGACACAAAUCUUACUUUAAGAGAUGAUGUAGCAGAUGAAGUGUUUGGCUUUGACCACGAUAUCCAAGUCAUCACGGAUCAGCUAUGUGAUCUCCAUGUAACACGACGUGCCGUCAUUUCCAUCGUCGGCAUGGGUGGUUCGGGCAAAACCACACUUGCCAACAAAGUCUACAAUAGCCAAGCCGUCAAAGAUCAUUUUCAGUGUCGGGCAUGGAUAGUUGUGUCACAAUCGUAUACGGCUAGAGAACUCUUGACCAAUAUCAUGAAGCAAACUAUGAAUAUAGGCAACGGUCAAACUAGGGAAAUGGAUGAACGAGAGAUGAAGAACAAGAUCAGGGAGCAUUUAAAAGGAACAAGGUAUCUGGUGGUGAUGGAUGAUAUCUGGAAGGUUUCAGAUUGGGAAACAAUCAAGACAGCCUUUCCCGAAGAAUUCACAGCAUCGCGAGUACUGCUCACCACACGUAAAAUGGAUGUUGCCGAAACUGCAGAUCCGGACAGGCCUCCGCACCAUCUCAAACUUCUCGAGUCGGAGGAAAGUUGGAAUUUGUUCAGCAAAAAAUCAUUUUCUAAUGCAUGUUGCCCACCUCAUUUGCAGCAUUUGCAGGAUAAAAUCAUCCAAAAAUGUGGCGGAUUACCUCUGGCGAUCAUGGUUUUAGCCGGGCUGCUACGGAGUAAGCAUGGAGCUUAUGAGUGGAGCCAAACUUUGGAACGUAUUUCACAUGUACCUAACAAAACCGAUGAUCAAACUCACAAAAUAUUAGCUCUCAGUUACAAUGAUCUACCUCAUCAUCUCAAGUCUUGCUUUCUUUAUUUUGCUGCAUUCCCCGAGGACUACGACAUCGACGCUGAUAGGUUGAUGCGUUUAUGGAUUGCCGAGGGUUUCGUAGGGUCAGACCUGGAGGGUCAAAUAAUGGAGGACCUGGCAGAGACGUAUUUGACAGAGCUGAUUAAUAGGUGCAUGAUACAGUUGGUAGAAAGGGAUUCGGCUGGGGGUGUGGGAUCCAUUCGAAUCCAUGAUUUGCUGUUAGACGUGGCUCGUUAUGAAGCUACUGAACUCAACUUCUGCAGAUCCAGUAGCUGCAGAUCCAUUAGCGACAUACGCGGUCCAACUGAUCUACGACGUCUUAGUGUCACAGAUGAUGAAGGUGUGCAUCAAUAUAUAUCACUCAAUUUCUCUGUCCCUAAACUGCGAUCGUUUCUUUUCCUUCUUAAAUAUGGUGUCGUUAUGCCAAGCAACUUUAUGAUUCAUCGAUUCAAGUUUCUCAGGGUGUUGGACCUCCAGAGUGUAUUUAUUAGAAGCUUGCCAAGUGAGAUCGGAGACUUGAUCCUAUUGAGGUACUUAAACCUGUCAUCAGAUGUAGAGGAAUUGCCAUCAUCUAUUGGAAAUCUCUGCAAUCUACAGACCUUUAUCUCCUUUGGUCAUAAUUUUAGGAUACCAAGUUCAUUUUGGAAGAUACAAACUCUAAGAUAUUUCAUGGUUGAUUCACCGAUUGAGCCAAAAGCAGGAUGCUGCCUGAAAGAUAUGCAUACACUGUUGCAAGUUCAAAGUGGGGAAUGGGUGCGGGAUGGUAGCUUGGAGAGAAUGAGAAAUCUUCGACGCUUGGUCUUGUUAGAAAUAUCAAGAUCGGAUGUGGAAGGUUUGGCCAAUGCUAUCGGGAGAUUAAACCGACUUGUUUGGUUGUACGUGGUGGGAGAAGUGUUGCCAGCAAAUAUACUGUGUUCAUCUAAUCACCCUCACCUUCGAUACUUACAAUUUAGGGGACCAUUGAAGAGGCUUCAUAUGGACAAUAUCCACCACGACGCUCCAUUUCUUCCGAACUUGGCAAUUCUUAUUCUUGAUGGGACAAGGUUGGAGAGUGGUGAUGUUUCUUCCAUACUCGUAACACUGCCUAACCUCGAACGUCUUACUUUGGAAGAUGAAGCAGUCGUGGGGAGAGUUUUGGUGUUUCCCAAGGGUGGCUUCCCCCGGCUGCGAUAUUUGUCUCUUGGGACAUUACAAGACUUGGAGGAGUGGAGGGUGGAAGAGGGGGCGAUGCCUUGCCUCAGAGAAGUACGUCUUUGGUACUGCUCCAACAUGAGAAUGCUUCCGGAGGGACUGCGAGGACUCACCCAACUGAAGCUAUUUGAACUGCAUGGAAUGCAAGUUAUCCAGAGAAGGAUACAGAAGGAUAUUGGGGAGGAUUAUUACAAGAUCCAGCACGUGCCUUCCAUUAAAAUACAGGACUAACUGGUGAAACAAGAAUGCUUUAACUCAUGGAAAGGAAACAAUACCAUUCGCCUCAGUGCGAACGGUGUUCAUCAGACACGAUGGUCGGUCGGAUACAGCAAUUAUGU
This is a messenger RNA of Musa acuminata subsp. malaccensis (wild Malaysian banana), 2768 nucleotides long. NCBI's taxonomy places the organism in Eukaryota, Viridiplantae, Streptophyta, Magnoliopsida, Zingiberales, Musaceae. The record is from RefSeq and is a predicted model, not a curated record.